Messenger RNA from Trichobilharzia regenti, 3308 nucleotides. NCBI's taxonomy places the organism in Eukaryota, Metazoa, Platyhelminthes, Trematoda, Strigeidida, Schistosomatidae. The record is from the annotation of a GenBank genome assembly.
AUCAGUUAGAGAACAUAGUUUGGGAAUUAUCGGCAGUACUCACCCACUGGGCUUCGAACGAAUGACCUUCCGGUUACAAGGCAAGCUAGCUCGUAUACCAUUCAGCCACUGGGACUCGAGUCAAAGGGGGCAGCACAUGAAUUCUAACUUUUAUCAAUUCUUGAUUUUUAGCAUGACCACCAAAAAAUGUCAUUGGCUGGGACUCCAUCUCUACUUCCGACUGGAUGGACCUCACUGGUCAUAUAUAUUUGAAGUCCUCUCUGGUUUGAGUAGUCGUCUACGUACAAUUAUAUCGUGUGACACCAUACCCUGCUCUCACUUACUGAGUGAAACAUAGAGCUAUAAGCUUUCAGGUUUCAGUAACGGAGUCACUAUUUUUACGAAGUGGGAUUGCUAGUUGCUAGUUUCACGCUCAACGUUACCUCUUUUCUUUCCGGGCUUUCUGCCGAUUAGGCAAGGUUUUAGAAGUUCAUCAAUUCGGAAUGGAAACCGUGAGUGACUGAAAUGCAUUCUAAUAUUGGGCCACUGACGACGGACGGUAUGUUAGCAACAGCGUGUGACUGGAUUGGAGAGAAAGGGGGAAGGAUGACUAAUUCAAGACGUGAUACCAUUCCAUGAAUGAAGACAUCGUUGGUUGAUUUGAGGCAUACAGGGAAGGUUAGUCUGGUUAAUAAUAUGUAUACGACCAGGGGAGCCUAUAUAUGAAGGAAUAGUGUUGCUCCCGUCUUCAUGAAUAUCCAAGUGCCUAUGACACUGUGGCAUCAUUUAGUCUUAUUAAUGAUGACCAAGAUGGUUUUGAUGAACCGAUAGAUAAUUCAUGCCUAGUUUUACGGAUACCUAAAAUGUUCACUCACUUCCAUUUGGAUAUAACAAGGAAAGUGGGUUCUGAGGAUCAAGACUCAGGUCUUGAAGUAGACGAAAAUCAGUUACUAUCAGAUUAUCAUGACUUCUAUCAUGAUGUACGCUCAGAAAUGGAAUCAAGAUGGGGCAAAAUUUCAGUAAUUCGAACAUGUCGUAAUUUAGCUGAUCAUUUGUGUGGAACAGUGUACAUUGAAUUUGCAAGAGGUCCAAGCGCGACAUGGGAUGCUGCUGAAGCUUGUAAUGGUCGUUGGUUUGCUGGACGCCAGUUAACAUGUUCUGUAGUACGAUUGGGUGGGGGUUGGAGAGAGGCUAUCUGUGGUCUCUAUCAUCGUGGUAAAUGUCCUAAAGGUGAUCUCCACUGUAACUUUUUGCAUGUAUUUCUUAAUCCAGGGGAGACGGUUAACGAUAUACAAAAGGCAUUAUGGCGUCAUUUAGGUAGACUGCCUAGUCCAGUGGAUAAUACUCACUGUGAUCGUGUCGCAUACUCUCCUGUGACAACAAAGUCACACCGGAAACGUUCAUCGCCUACAGAUCAUCAUAGACGGCAUAAAAGGCAUAGACGUUCUUCUCGCACUCCGUCAUCAUCAUCAUCAUCUCCAACAAGCAGAGGAAAAAGAAGAAAAAGACGAGAUUGUUCAUCACGAUCUAAAAAUGAUAAUAGAAAAUCAUGUCCAUCAUCAAAUCACCACAGACACAAGAGAGAUAGACACAAUGAUAACGUUAAUCAUUCAAGAUCUCCUUCACAUCACCACCAGCACCAGUUACCUUCACCAACAAUGCACAGAAAACCUAUAACGACUAUGCUGAAUGAAACACGAUCUGCUAUGAUUACUCCAGCUGCGCGUAUUUUGAAACAGAAACCCAGUAUUUGGGUUGAAAUUAAUCAUGCAGUUGCCAAAUACAAACCAGUCAACUUGGGUCAGGGAUUUCCAGACAUUCUACCGAAACAACAUGUUCUCGAAAGUUUAAGCAUUCUAGGAAAGCCUGAUGUUAAUCCACUUUUGCAUCAGUAUACCAGAUCUAUGGGUCAUCCACGUCUAGUGAAUAUACUCUCCAAGUUAUACACAAAUUUCUUUAAAUGUGAUCAUGAAAUUUAUGCUAAAUCAUCUGGUAAUCUUCAAGUUGAUUCUUUUGCACCAAAUAAAGAAAUUGAUCCAUUAAAAGAGGUUAUUAUUACGCUUGGAGCUUAUGGAUCUCUUUAUGCAGCUAUUUCAGCCUUAGUUGAUCCCGGUGAUGAGGUGAUCAUUAUUGAACCGAGUUUUGAUUGUUACACUCCAAUGACGGUAAUGGCUGGUGGUGUGCCUGUCUAUGUACCGCUUAGACCGGAAGUCAACGCUGGCGAAGAAUUGACUAGUGACUGUUGGAGGUUGAAUAUGAAGGAGUUAGAAUCAAAGAUUACAUCAAAAACCAAGCUGUUACUGUUGAAUACUCCUCAUAAUCCUUUAGGAAAGGUAUUCAACAGGGAAGAAUUGAAAUCUAUUGCUGAUAUAUGCAUUCGUCAUAAUCUUGUAUGCAUUUCAGAUGAAGUCUAUGAAUGGUUGGUAUUUCCUCCUAACAAACACAUUAAAAUUGCCUCUUUACCUGGUAUGUGGUCGCGUACUUUAACUAUCGGCAGUGCUGGUAAAACAUUCAGUGUAACUGGUUGGAAAUUAGGCUGGACAGUUGGACCGGCUAAUUUAAUUCAAGCAAUGCAGUUACAUCAACAGAAUACAGUGUAUACAUGUCCAACACCUUUACAAGAGGCUGUUGCGCGUAGUUUAGAGAUUGAAUUACCCCUACUGCAUAAACCUGAAUCAUAUUUCAGUGAAAUGUGUUCCUUAAUUGAACCAAAAGGUCGUAAUAUGGUAAAAAAGUUGAAUGAAAUUGGAAUGAUUGCCGUUAGACCAACUGGUGGUUAUUUUCUCGUAGCAGAUAUCUCUAAAAUGAACGUUCCCUCAAAUGAAUUAGAGAAAAAUGAAUUAUUACCAUAUGAUGUUAAAUUCAACAAUUGGAUGAUGCAAAAGAAAGGUGUUUCUGCAAUUCCGAUGAGUGUAUUCUACUCUGAAUCCAAUCAACAUCUCGGUUCGAAAUACUUGCGAUUUUGUUUCUUCAAGGAGGAUUCUACGCUGAAUUCAGCUUAUGAAAUUCUAAAGAAAUGGUGAUCUCUAUGGUGUUAUGAAAUCGCUUGAGAGUCUUGCUGUUUUCCAUGAAAGGACACUUCAUUUCCUUUUUUCUUUUGAUUGAUUAAAUCAACAUUGCUAAUUCGGUGUGUGUGUGUGCUUUUCAUCUGCUUUUAUUUUGAUAUAAAAUGAUUUACAUUCCAUUAAAGAAAAAAAAAGAUUGUUCUGUCUUUUUUAUUGUUUGUUUGAUAUGAUGAAUUCGAUUUUAAUCGGUUACAGGAUUUCAUCAUGAUUAGCGCUGACGUUGGUUAGAGAAGUAUUGUAAAAACCACCACGGAGUACUGGACA